UUCACGAUCCCCUGGUAUUUUAGAUGAAGAUACCAUUUUGGUGAUAGACCUGGAGGUGUAUCUAGAAUAAAAGCAAAUGAAUCAUCCUGCCAUUCCUGUCUGAUCCAUCACUGCCUGUCAAAUUUCUAAAAUAUUGAAAAAAAAAGUUAGAGAAAAAUCAAUUUAUAGCCAAAUCUAAGGUGUCAUUUUUUUUGGCGGGAACUGAAGUGUCACUAGUGUCACAGCAUAUUAUGCUGUGCUACUGUAUAGUUACAGAAUGCUGUGCCACAGAACACCGUUCUGUGGCUGUGCCUCCUCACCAUUUAUAAUUUUCGAUUCACAACAUGGCAACACUGAUCAGAAAAUACAAAUACAAAACAAUUACCACUUGAAAUCCACAAAAAAAGAUAACCAAAUUUUUUGUAUCACAUAGUAGAAUUAAUAUUUUCGAACAAUGGAUAUUAUCCAUAUGGGUAAUGUAAUUGAGAUAUUGAGUAUAUGAAUUUGAGUUAACUAUGCCCUUAGAAGAUUCCAAGACACAAAAUGAAACAAAGAUCAGAUUUAGAUCCUCCGCUAAAAUCUUUUACAAUUCUGAUAGCAAAAUAGAGGAUUUGUUAAGAGAUGAAAAACCAGAGAUGUCUUGUGAUGAAUUCGCUAAAAAAGAGUACAUUCCCAGUCUGUGGUCCUUCUUAAAUAUCGAAUUAACAAGGGAUUAUCAGUUGGACAAUGCUGAAGAACGGUUUUCUGCUAGACGAGAAAAAAUAUAUUCCUUUAUGAGAAUUCCUAAGGAAGUUGAACGAUUUAUGCGAUAUGGUCUCAUGCAAUGUGCUGAUUCUUUUUUAUAUGUUUAUACUUUUCUACCUAUUAGGGUUAUCCUGGCCUUGUGGGCUCUAGUAACCAGACCAUUCUCAAAAUGUUUCGGUCUAGGAGACACAAAAAAUAAACGCAUUUUGACACCUGCUGAAAUAUGUGAUCUUUUGAAGGCUGUAAUAAUUAUAGUUUGUAGUGUGAUUAUGUUUUAUGUCGACACAAAUAUGCUGUAUCAUCUGAUUAAGAGCCAGUCUGUCAUCAAGUUAUAUAUGUUCUACAAUAUGUUAGAAAUAGGUGACAGAUUGUUUUCUUCAUUUGGUCAAGACGCUAUUGAUUCAUUGUUUUGGACAGCAACGGAACCCAGAGGAAGAAAGAGGGAGCACUUGGGAACGCUACCCCAUUUAAUUUUUGCAGUUGUUUAUGUCAUUUUGCAUAGUCUCCUGGUUCUUUUCCAGUCAACAACAAUUAAUGUAGCAAUCAACUCCAGGAACAAAGCACUGAUGACAAUAAUGAUGUCUAAUAAUUUUGUCGAGCUGAAAGGUAGUGUAUUCAAGAAAUUCGACAAGAAUAACCUAUUUCAAGUCUCUUGCAGCGACGUCCGAGAGAGGUUUCAUUUAACAAUUCUAUUAUUUAUUGUUAUUCUUCAAACGAUGCGCGAAUACAGUUGGAAAACCGAACGCUUCUGGGUAAUGUUACCAGAUUGCUUCAGCAUACUUCUCGCUGAGAUGUUUGUCGACUGGAUAAAACAUGCUUUCAUAACAAGAUUCAACGAACUGAACUUGGAUGUCUACAGGGACUAUACAACAAGUUUAGCUUAUGACGUUGCACAAACAAGACAAAAACAUGCUUUUUCGGAUCACUCAGAUUUAGUUGCACGUCGUAUGGGAUUCAUUCCACUACCACUUGGGGUGGUCAUCAUAAGGGUCUUCUUACAUUCAGUUAGGGUUGAAGAUUUACCUUCUGUUAUAGUCUGCAUAGUGGCAUAUCUAUUCCUGGUUUCGUUCAAAGUCUUGAUCAGCCUUGUAAUUCUUUCGAAGGCCUGCAGUUGGAUAACACAACAUAAGUUAGAGAAAGCAUCUUUAAACUCUCCCAGCAGCAAUAGAUGCAACAGCCCACUUCUAACAUCUCGAAGUAGGAUAGAUAUGACACCUAGUCCGUUGCAUCCAGUAGUACACCAGCCGAAUUUAUUGAAUAACGGAUUUUCUCCCGUUGAUAAAAAAGUUGGGGAGAAACAGGAUAUCACUACGAGUCCACCAAGUGAUUUAGGACCAGCGGCUAUAUUUGCCAACAGUACUGUCGAUUUGAAAAAUGCCAGCCUCAAUGAAGAGUUAUUGAAAGUCGAAGGAGAGGAAAUUCGAAUAGAACUUGUUAGUGAUGACGUUACACGCAGUUUUCCUAAUAUAAACAGCGAAUUUACAGAAGAUUCUGAAAAAAGUGACAUUAUUGAGGAUAACAUAAAGAGGAGUGAGUCAGAGCCUAAUUUGAAUAAAACGGACAGUGAUAUCAGUCCAAAGUAGCGAAUGUAUUUUCUUAAGUUACUUGUUAUAUUGUUGGGAAAAAAUGUAAAUAUAAAAAUAUAGUUGAUAUCAUGGA
This is a messenger RNA of Leptinotarsa decemlineata (Colorado potato beetle), 2382 nucleotides long. Its product is annotated as protein TAPT1 homolog. Gene Ontology annotation, cellular component: endoplasmic reticulum membrane; ciliary basal body. The record is from RefSeq and is a predicted model, not a curated record. Gene Ontology annotation, biological process: positive regulation of cilium assembly. NCBI's taxonomy places the organism in Eukaryota, Metazoa, Arthropoda, Insecta, Coleoptera, Chrysomelidae.